Messenger RNA from Hyalella azteca, 3448 nucleotides. RefSeq lists its product as uncharacterized. The transcript is spliced from 9 exons. Bases 403 to 2289 code for a protein of 628 amino acids. Lineage: Eukaryota; Metazoa; Arthropoda; Malacostraca; Amphipoda; Hyalellidae. The record is from RefSeq and is a predicted model, not a curated record.
CCUGCCUGUCUAUUUUUACCCUGUUUUACGGUAUGUGUGUCUCCUGCAUAAACUGCCUUCUGUGCUCUGUCCACAUUUUGUUAUGCUACCUUGGCCUCUGCCUAAGAAAGAAGUCACACUUUUCUUAAUAAUAUAGGUAUAUUAGUACUGGUGUUUAUGAGUGCAGAUUUCUAGGCAUAUGUAGUUUUUCAAGCAUUUUUGCUUCUGAUGGAAAGUAAGCAUCUUGGCUCUUUUUUUAUAAAUUUUUUCUAUCAAUAUAAAGAAGGAAAGUGCCAUUUAAAUUUUUUUCUCAACUUCUGAGAAGUUUAUGUUAAAUGAAAAUCUUCAGUUUAAAGGAGCUGUGAUGCCCUCAAGUUUUUGUUCCUAUGCUGAACUAAUUACGUGACCAGCAAGCUACUCAACAUGAGAAGUUCAGAUUGGUUUGCUUUCCUCUGCAAGAUCUUCUUCUCCUGCUCACUUGCUGCUGCAAGCUGUCAGCAAGAUUCUGAAGAUCCCUGCAUUGAGCUAACAAGCACAAGUCCAGUGUCACUGGACACCACAAUUUGGUUCACAGUAAAGGUUCGCAAUUAUGAACUUGCCGCUGGAGAAGAACUCUACUUUUAUUUUGAUGAUGGUCUUUUCUUCCGUGAAAAAUUUCAGGGCAGCACCCUGGAGCACACAUUGAACAUCACAUACGACAAGUACACGUACAAGAGAUACACGGGCCAAAGAACUGCCCAGGCUAUUGUGUACAGGUCUUAUGGCUUAUGGUUCAAGCUGGACUCUGAUGAGACAGAGUUCCAUAUAACAGAUGGCAUUAAUGGAGUAAUUAACAUCCAGCAAGCAAACAUGACGAUCAGUCCGCGGGCUCUUUUCAUUGCGACGGGCAACAACACGAACCUGACAGCCGCGGUGCACGACCCACACGCCUACAUGCGCAACCACACGCUCGACGUAGAGUUCUACUGGAUGAUCAAUCAGGAAACAGUCGGGAGCUGUAUGGUGCCCUCCAUCAUCACAAACUUCACCAAGCCUGGCAAGUAUCUCAUUGAAGUUAAUGUGGUGGUAGAACUCGGCAAUCGGAUGGAACCUCUCAUCGAUCCCACAACCAGCACCACAUCUACCACAACCACCACCACCUCAACCACCACAACGCCUGCACCGAAGCUCUUCGCCGCUCGCACCGUCAAUGGGUCGCAUAACUCAAGUGAUUUACCUGCAGCAAAACUGGCCCAAAUUAAUGCAACUUCAGGCAACUUGCCUGCGAAGACGAUCACUGCAAGUCCUCCCCCACCACCCCCAGGACCCAACCCUUCCCCUUCCCCUGCACCCAACCCUCCCCCAACACCCACACCUCCCCCAACACCCACUCCUCCCCCAGGACCCACUCCUCCCCCAACCCCCACACCUGACGGGUAUCGCUGUGACGGGCUGUGGCCGGGACAUGUUUCUUUAAGGUCGCAGCGCCGCAGUUUGCCGCCACUCGCCAACUCUUCGCCGCUCGCCAACGCCACAGUGGCGGGACUUGCCGCCAACGCCACACUGGCGCUCGCCAACGCCACAGUGGCGGGACUCGCGUCUCCCGCGGCGAACAGUUCGGGUGUGAGGGCGCUGUCUCUGCCCCGCCUGCAGGGCGUCUAUGAUGAGCAGCACGAGCAGAAAUUUAUCUUUGGAACUUUCAGCAGAACAAUCAUGGCUAAAGACCCGAUCCGACGCGUGAACGUGUCGGGGAACACAUGGCUACGUCACGGCGAAAUGGUGAACCUGACGGUGUCGUGCGAUGGCUCCGGCUACUGGAACUACUGCUGGGAGUACCGCGACGGUGGCUACAACGUCACAGGUCUCGAGACCUGCGACGACCUCAUCCCUCUGGAGCAAAGCUGCCACUUCCCCAUCCGCUACUGGUUCCGCUCAGGGGACUCGUACACCUUCAUCAUCAUCAUCGACAACGGUGUGACGCAUACCGUCACCCCCAUCGCCAUCAACAUCUACAUGCCACAGCCGCCGCGCCAGCUCUUCGGGGUGCUCAUGCCUGUUGCCACGGGCUCCCUUGUGGUCGUGUUCUUCAUCAUCGCCAUCGGGGUCUAUAUUAAGACCAGGCAGAGCUACAUGGUGGAAGUCGCUGACUUCGACUUCGUCGGCAGCUCAGGAGCUGACGUGCCUGAGGAGAUAACUGCAGCGAGCUUGUGGGGACACAUCAGGUACGCGUACAAGCAGGCGCAGGAGGAGCGCGCCGCUGACGACGACCCUUACUGGCGCAGCAACAGGCGCUACAUCGAGCGCCCCACCAUCCUGGAUGAGGAAGAAUGAGCGCCGUAGGACGCGACGCUGCCACUCCUGCAGGACCUCUGAGACCUCAGGACUUGUUGCUGCUCUCCCUCCUCCCCAGCACUCCCUUCUACUCUCCAUCUCCGGCUCAGUUCUCCACUCUUCUGCUUAAAUUAUUCAUCAAUUGUUCAUUGAUCAUUAGUAUUUAUUUUCUAUGUUGCCACUUGACACGGCAGUCGCCUUGAUAUUUGUCGCGCCUUGCACGUUUCCGCGGCUGUUGUGAAGGUUAAGUAGAAAUUAGUAGGCUAAUUAGUGCUCUUUUCGGUUGUAUAUUCACUUAUACCUUCGGUUCAUAUGAUAUAAUUCUUUUAUGGCUUGGUUGUUUUUACGUAUAUGUAUAAAAAUACUAAUUUUCCAACAAAUUUACAUGCCAAUUUAUCUUGGUAUUUCUUUGGGGGCCAAAUUGUAUUUUUUAGAUCUUCAUGAGAGGCCUGGGCUCAUGAAGAGCGCAUACUCGCGGCUCUACUGUUCUGCCUCAGUCAAUACAACUGCGAUUGUAUAGAGGAGUCAUGGCUACUCUUCAUACAGACUUUUAGUAAAUGGAAUAAUGGAAUAUUGAAGUGAACUGAGACUUCACCGGCAGGCCGAGGGUCUGAGGCCUUACCUCGCGUGGGGUUCAGUCAGGGAGAUGGUCUAGUCUCGUUUGCGGUCUAGACUAUUUCUACGUCUGUACAACGCUCUGAAUGAGGUCAUAAUUAAUUAUUGUGAAACGAAAGAUAAGCGAUUAAUAUUGUUGAUAUUUUUGUUACUCAUGAAGUAAGGUUAUUAGUCCGAAGUUUGGUCAUAUUCUGUCGUCCUUAUAUACUAAAAUUUAGGUCUUGGUUACAUCAAUUUGAAAUAAUUUUUGGAUGUUAAGAAUAUUGCUACGUUAUUUUUGGCAUAAAUCUUGACAACUUUUCUACAUAAAAUUUACAGGCAAAUUUAAGUUUGUAAUGCAAUGUAAAUAAAAUGUCUGCAAGUUUAUUCAUAUGCAGCACGGCCUUGAACGACCAAUUCAUGAAUGUAUCUUCGUGCUUCUACUGUAAUGUUGUCAUGGCUACCAUGUACUUUUUCUAUAUCCUGUAAAGUAAUCAAGACAUAAUUAAUACUGUAUCUAAAGUCGUUUGAAUUAUGUAAAUCGAAAUAUAUAUAUAUAUUAUUA